CGCUCUGAGGUCACCCAGGGGCCGCGGCAGUUCCGGCGCGCCGAGGAGGCGGAGGCGGGUGGGGUCGAGCCGAGCCCAGCCGGAGGCAGCUGCGGGAGCCCCUCGCUCGGCGGGCGACGGGAUGGAGCCGGGCCAGGAAGGAGGCGGAGGGUGAGCCGCCCCCCCCCGCCAUCCCGAGGAGGAGGAGGAGGAGGAAGCAGCGGCAGCAGCGGGUGGGGCCCGGCGGCACCGAGCGAGCGCGCGCCUGCCUGCCUGCCUGCCUGCCUGCCUGCCUGCCCGUCCGCCCGCCCGCCCCCGCGGGCCUGGCCGGCCAUGAGAGCCGCCCAGGAGCGCGGCCAGGAGUGCCUUCCCCCCAAGAAGCGGGACCUGCCGGUGGCCGCGGCGCCUCCCGCCGGCGAGGAGCUGGGCCAGGCGGGCGAGCGGGGGCCAGCGGGCGGCGAGGCCCCGGCGGAGUGGGCGGCGGGGGCCAGCGGCAGGCCCGGCCGGGGGCCUCCCCGCUACAGCGAAGGCAGCAGCAGCAGCAGCGGGGCCUCGGAGGCGGUGGCCGGGCUCACCCUGGACCAGUAUGGCUUGCUGUACAAAGUGGCGGUGCCGCCGCCAGCCACCUUCUCGCCCUCGGUGGUGAGCGUGAGCCCGCUGCCCCCGGCCUUCAGCAUGACUUCCCAGCUCAUCUCGCAGCACCCAGGGGUCUCCUACUCGCCCAUCCAUUACACACAGCUGCCCCCAGCCCCCUUGCAGUUUGUGGGCUCGCACUAUUCGGUGCCCUACGCGGUGCCGCCGGGCUUCCUGCCUGGCCACCUUCUGCCGUCUUCUGCUACCCUGGCCGCCUCCCACAUCCCUCACUUGGUGCCCUACGCGCCUCUCCUGGCUGGAGACGCCACCCCUCCACCCCAGGCUGCGCACGGCUACGGCAAGAGUGCAGCACCACACCUUGGGGGCCAGCAUUUGGAUGCGGCAGCAGGCAGAAUUCCUGUCUACUACCAGAUGUCCCGGCUGCCAUCGGGCUAUCCUUCGUUUGAGACUCCUGUUGCUGACCCAAACCCCGAGCAACCUCUGCUCCAGAGUCAGUUGGAUUCCAAAAUAGUCACGGCUAAUGGAGUGCAGAGGCCUGCUGUGGGGCCCAAGGAAAGCAAGGUCCUGGAUUUGGGCAGCAGGAAGGCCGAAGGGCAGUGGCCGACACCAGCCCUCGAGUGCGGCACUGACGGUCCCUUCUUAACCAGUUGUCAGACGGCGAGAACAGAAGCCUCGGUAGCCUCUCAGCGGAGUACCCCAGACACGGACCUGGAGGUGCAGAGAGUGGUGGGGGUGCUCCCUUCUCAGGACUACACUGGCUGUUCUGAUCCACAGAAAGACAAUUUGAGCCCUUUAAAUCUCUCCCAUGGUCAUCCCUUGGAGCAGGAGGGAGAACUGGCAAGGAAUCCAGUGGAAGCUGCUGUGGAGAAGAGCUUCUCACAGAGACUGUCGGCCAAGUCCCCUGAGGAUCAUCUCUGCCCCAGGCAAGUCUUCAAAGGCCUGAUGAUGGUGGCCAACGGCAAGCACCUCUCGGGGUCCUUCCAGCCUGCAGCUGGGGAUGGCCUAGAGAGUGUGAGUCCGGAGGCAUCACCCCAGGGGGCCUCCCGCAAUCCGGAGGGUGGCUCCUCCCAGAGUCACUUGCCCUCCCACUUCAUGAAAGGAGCCAUCAUCCAGUUGGCCACCGGGGAGCUGAAGCGGGUGGAGGAGCUGCAAACCCAGGACUUUGUGCGCAGUGCUGAGGUGAGUGGCGGCCUGAAGAUCGACUCCAGCACUGUGGUGGACAUCCAAGAGAGCCCCUGGCAGGGCCUGGUCACCCUGCAUUUUGUGGUCGGGGAGCAGCAGAGCAAAGUCAGCAUUGACGUCCCCCCUGAGCACCCAUUCUUUGUCUACGGCCAGGGCUGGAGUUCCUGCAGCCCGGAGCGGACGGCUCGGCUCUUCUUGCUCCCCUGCCACCGGCUGCAGGUGGGUGACGUGUGCAUCUCCAUCAGUCUGCAGAGCAUGAAUGGGCGGCUCGCUCUCCAGGGAGCUGCCCGGGAGAGGCCAGGGAGAGGCAGCCAGAGCCUCAGAGAGCCACAAGGCAGAGCUGGGAAGGAAAGCCCGCUGGAGAAGGGUGGGGUGGCAGCCCUGGGCUCCCCUCAGGAGCCCUCCCGCCUGGAGCCUGUUGCUCUGCAUGGCUGGGCAGGCCCCAGUUUCCAAAGAUUUGGGGAGGAGUCCCGGCCCCCUCUGCUCCGCCCCUCGUUCAUUCCCCAGGAGGUCAAGUUGUCCAUUGAGGGUCGUUCCAACGCAGGGAAGUGAAGCCUGGCCAGAGGGCCAAGUGUGUGCCGUGCUGAGCUGGGCUCCUACCAGUUGGGAGACUGCUGCCUUUCCCCAGCCCUGGCUGUGUGCCUGGAAGCAUUCCACUGACAGAGGGUUCCUCCUUCUCUACCACAGGGCGAAGGGGGCAGACUCUGACGGGAGCCGUUUGUGCUCUUCUUCUGUGAGAGAGGAUUGGGACCCUGGCGAUGGCCCUCUCUUUGUAUAAGCACUUUAUAGGACCCUUGCUCACGUACAGCAGGGCGUCUUCUCCAGGGAAGUGUCUGCAGGAGAGAGGCAGGGAAUGCUGGCCUGGGAGGGGGAGCCAAGGGAAGAGGCAGGGUGGUUUCUGCUCAGGUCCAAGUCAAGCUUCUCUUCCCAAAGGGGUGGGCUUGGGCUUGGCAGCUGAGCUCUGGGCAGCAGCCCACCUCCAAGCUCAGAGUUAGGGGAGAAUGGACAGCUCGGCUUGGCCCCCUAGGCUGAGCUUCUCCUCAGGGUGGCCUUUGCAUGCGGUUUCCUCACGCUUGUUGCAUUGAAGUGAAACUGAAUUGCUGCACUGGAUUAAAAGUGAAGGCCUACCAAGUCGGUGACUACUUUGCCCUGCAGCCAGGUGGAGCUAAGGCCCGGCAGGAGGAGAGGAAGGGUGGGGGUGGUGGCGGCAGCCCCACAGGCAGAGCCAGCCCCAUCCUGGGCAGCGGCUGGUGUUCUAGCCCAAAGGGCCAGGGCCAGGUUCUAGGACAUCGGUUUUUGCUUGGCCAUGUCAAAGAGCUGCUGAUGACCCCGGAUUUGUGGAAGCAUCCCCAGUUUUGCACAUCUCUUAUCCUGGGAUUUCCCCACCUCUCCCACCAGGCUGGUCAGGUUGGCGACUGAAGCAGUUGGAGCUGCUCUGGGCACUUAACUAGCUUGCAGGAGGUGUUUUUUUGGUGGGGUUUUUUUUUGGAAGGGGAUUGGAAAAGCCCACAUGGUAUGUACAAAAUCCUUGGGAUCAGCAAAGGAUAUUCAGGUUCUUUUCAUCUCAUUUCAAGCUGAAAAGUGUUCUCCCCUUACUGGAGGAGAGCAAGGGGAAGCUAGCCAGUGGCCCACAGAUCUUGAAUCUGACACACUGGUGCUGGUAGGCCAGAGAGAGAUGCAAACUCCCCCUUGGUCCCCGAUGCCCCCUGCUGACCCAGUCUCUCUGCCCCACCCUUACAGGUGGAGAGUAACUCUCCUUUGGGUGGGUUCCCUCUUGGCCUCUGGAACUGGGUAGGGGUGUGUGUGGCCGGGCUUUCUUCGGCGUUUUCAAUGACUGGGAGUCAAAGCCACCGGCAAUGCAUUUGCAGCCGGAAGCCGCCUUCCCCUACCCAAGAGAGGCCUCUGGGCUUGGUUCCCUUGGGAAACGGAGGCCACGGCUAGCCAGUCCUUGGGGCUGGGGGGCUUCUCUGCCCUUGGAGGGUGGCAGCCGUGGUGCUCUCCCCCGCCUUCUCCUCUAGAGUCUCCUUUCAAGGCCUCCUCCCAGCACUUUGCACUAUUCCCAACAGCAGCCUGUUGGUCCAGACACCCUGCCUUGCUUCUCUCUCAGGCUUCCCUGGCUCUGUCUCAAGCAGCACUGACCUCCAUGAGUCCCCAUGUACAUAUUGGGCCUGGGCUCCCCCCACCCCAGUUGUUGGUGUUGGAGCUGGGGUGUGCCUGCCCUGCCACAGGGCAAGGGGUCACUUUGCUUUUCGGGGAGGGGGGGGGGGCUGGAGGCCCUUGCAUCAUAGCUGAGCUUUAGUGGCUGCAACUUGAUCAGCUGCGCCCCCCCCCUUUCCUGGCAACAGCUCUGUGGCUGUUGAGGCUGAAUUGCCCCCGUUCUGCGGGCAGCCCCAGCCCCCCCCCUUGGCCUGCUUGGUUGCUGGACAGCUCACGGUAUGGGGCUGCAAGUGGGGCUGCCGGGGACAGGGCGGGCCAGUUUUCCAGAGCAAUAAGCUAUUUCUCUUGUGCGACACUACAGAGGGACCUCUUGCCCAGCUCUGGUCAGUAUUCGGGGAGGGUUCCCUGAUAUGCAAUAGAGUGGGCUUACAGCAGCCCGGCUGUGUCCUCAGCCGCCCGGUGGGGUGGGUGCCUGGCAAGGGGGAGGGCGCUGAACCCGUGGCUGCUGGAGAGCUGUCUUUCAGCCGGGCUCCCGUCAAGGACCCUUUUCACCCUGAGCGCUCCCGCUUCUUGGUUGCCGGGUGUCUCUGUAGCCCCUCCUUGCAAGAGCACACGUGCCUUUCCCGGACAUCGGCUGCCCCGGAAGUGUUUGGACUGGCACUCUGGCCCAGCGGCUGGCUCCCCGUGGAGGAGGCCACCCCCUCUGCAGUCCCUUGCAUAGCACCUUAGUCAGGGUAGGCGUCCUCCCUGGAUGCAGCGGGCGUGGGGCGUGUUGUGUGCGCGUAGCAGCCCUGCCCUCAACCCUGCCUCUUCUCUGAAGCCUUAGAAUUCGCCCAGGGCCCAGCACCUCUUCUCCUGCCCCUGCCCUUGGACGAAGCAUUACCAGUCCAAGGAGGAUAAUCUAUUUUGUUGUGCUUUUUUGUACCUGUUUAAAUAAAUCAAUUUGUACUGUAUAUUUGUACUUUGGGUGAGAUCCUUUCCCGUUUUACCAUUUAAAGUCUCUGUACACACAGAUUGUAUUUUUAUUGUUAACGCUCUUAUGAAUAUUGCAUUUAACGUUGACUAUGUAAACACAGUAUAUAUAUAUAUCUAUAUAUACAUAUCUCUCUCUAUAUAUAUCUAUAUAAUUAUAAGCCAAUAGCUUUUC
Hemicordylus capensis (graceful crag lizard) is the source of this 5059-nucleotide messenger RNA. It is a transcript of the gene ATXN1L, whose product is annotated as ataxin 1 like. Gene Ontology annotation, molecular function: protein binding; RNA binding. Gene Ontology annotation, biological process: anatomical structure development; regulation of DNA-templated transcription. The coding region runs from base 313 to 2307 and encodes 664 amino acids. The record is from RefSeq and is a predicted model, not a curated record. The transcript is spliced from 2 exons. Gene Ontology annotation, cellular component: nucleus. NCBI's taxonomy places the organism in Eukaryota, Metazoa, Chordata, Lepidosauria, Squamata, Cordylidae.